GCACAGAAUCAGCCAUCAUCCGCAUCACACACGGCCCAAACACCCUCCAAACAGCCCCCAGGCGACCACCCAGCAUCAGGCUCCACAAUAUGGGCGGCGGGAAGAAAAGGAAAGAAGAGCUCACCCCAUCGGUAGCCUCCAUGUUCCGCACGCCGGGGGAAUCCCAGAGGCCUACCCACUCCUAUCAAGGAGCUGAUCAAGGUACUGACUCAGAGGGGCCCGAUCCCACACUUGACCCCUCGACCCCCCUCACCAUCGGGAGCCUCAGGGACAUGCUAAAGGAGGCCACAGUGGACAUAAAAUCCCACGUGGCAGAAGAGAUCACUAGAAAUUUAGCAGGCCUCAGAACAGAAAUACAGACACUGACUGCCCGCACAGACCAGACAGAG
This is a messenger RNA of Pelobates cultripes (western spadefoot toad), 389 nucleotides long. Lineage: Eukaryota; Metazoa; Chordata; Amphibia; Anura; Pelobatidae. The record is from the annotation of a GenBank genome assembly.